AUGAAGGCUGAACGAAGUCGGAGAAGUGAUUGGCAUGAUCAGCAUGAGGGCCUUGUUUGGAGAGGGCAUCGGCUUUGCUAUACCUGCGGAUUCCAUCCGGAGUGCUUUACCAAGCCUUAUCUCAAGAAAGAAGGUGCCACGUCCAUACAUUGGAUUGAAGAUGAAAUCGAGUCUUGUGCCCAAGCUGAGUCCUUUGGGCAAGGUGCAUUUGUUGAGAUGGUACUGGAGGGCAGCCCAGCAGAAGAAGCAAAGUUGCAGGAGAACGAUCAGAUCGUGGAGGUGAAUGGCCAAAAGCUCUGCCACUUUGACCAGGUGCAAAUGGCGGUUCGCUCGACCAAAGUUGGCGGCCAACUGAAACUAAAAAUCAAACGCGGCAAAGAGACUGUCUCCACAACCGUGCCUAAGACUCGCCGAGUUUUCGGCAGUUUUGUAGAGACCCCGUGA
Molecule: messenger RNA, 444 nt
Organism: Cladocopium goreaui
Lineage: Eukaryota; Dinophyceae; Suessiales; Symbiodiniaceae
Source: the annotation of a GenBank genome assembly